AUGGCCCCGACAUUCGACUUCACGUCGGACCCGACGCUUUCAUCUUUCGCCGUCAACCUAGAGACGUUCGUUGCCAACGACCCAGGCAGAAAGACUUCCUCGGGUGCCACGAUCAGAUUUCAAUAUGUCGCUGUGGGAGCCAUAGUCUUCGAUUCCUCCUCCGACCCAGAACGUGUCUUGUUGGUUCAGCGUGCCGCGACUGACAGUGCACCAAACAGAUGGGAGGUCCCAGGGGGUGCCACCGACUUCGAGGAUCCGUCCAUUCUACACAGCGUAGCUCGAGAGCUGUGGGAGGAAUCUGGACUGACAGGAGAGACAAUCGGCCCUCGAGUUGGCGAUGGAGACGUCUUCCUCACACGAUCCGGCAAGUUGGUCUGUAAAUUUCACUUCCUCGUGGAAGCGAAAAGGAACUCGAAUGGUGCUUUGAACGUCGUGCUGGACCCAAAGGAGCAUCAAAAUUACCUGUGGGCUACCGAAGAAGAGGUCAAAGCUAGGCGUGUGGGUGACGUCGAUCUCAAGUUCACGACCAAAGAGCAAGAAGUCGCAAUCAUUAAAGGAUUCGAAGCAAGGAGGCGCAUGAAGGGGGUAAAGUCAAAUUAUCGUUACAAUGCCACUUCGUGA
Exophiala oligosperma is the source of this 621-nucleotide messenger RNA. RefSeq lists its product as uncharacterized. The transcript has a single exon. The coding region runs from base 1 to 621 and encodes 206 amino acids. The record is from RefSeq and is a predicted model, not a curated record. Lineage: Eukaryota; Fungi; Ascomycota; Eurotiomycetes; Chaetothyriales; Herpotrichiellaceae.